CUGUCGUGCGAUGCCCAUAGACUAUCACACAGAGCCUCCUUAUUGCAUCAGGCAUCGUCCACUCGGCAGAGAGACAGAAAGGACAGCUAGACUACAUGUCAUGGACUGGUGGACUACCCUGGCUGCGAGUAUAGCCUUCCUCUGGCUGCUGUGUUAUAUCGACGGUAAGAGAACCUGGUUAGCAGAGGUAUGGGAGCUUUCUUCGUCAAGGGAACGGUGCGGUAUUGGCACGCGCACGGCUCUUCCUCCUUAUUGCGGCAACGCCGUCCUGGAGCUGCGGCUCCUCCUCCACGCCCUCACCAAAGCAGCGUGCCACCUGUACCUGGCCGUGCUCCCACUGCGGCGCGCCGCACUGCACCUUGUCCGCUUUGUCUGUCACCUGGUAAACCAUGGCCCCGCCUCCGCUGGCCGGGCGUCUCCUCUUCUCCUCGAGGGGGUGUGUGUGAUAUGUGAAGCGGUACCAGACCUGCUGGGAGCCGGGCUCAGUCUGUGUGCAGUAGUCUGUCACAUCCUACAGGGGGUACUGUUCCUGCUGGCCGCCACGGUGAGGUCGGUCCAGGUGAGUGUUCUGGCCCAGAUGGACGGGGAGAAGGAGAGGUGGGAGAAGGAGCAGCAUCAAGCUCGGCAGGACGAGAGGAGACAGAACUCUGGGGUGGUGGAAUACCUGUCUGUGUUCUGUCAAGACCCCAUCAGUUCACUACGACUCAGAGUGGACAUGAUCAAUAGAUAACAUCACCGUCUGUCUGUCUGUCUGUCUGUCUGUCUGUAAAGGUGGACAUUAUCAAUAGAUAACAUCACCGUCUGUCUGUGUGUCUGUAAAGGUGGACAUGAUCAAUAGAUAACAUCUCUGUCUGUCUGUCUGUCUGUCUGUCUGUAAAGGUGGACAUUAUCAAUAGAUAACAUCACCGUCUGUCUGUCUGUCUGUCUGUCUGUCUGUCUGUCUGUCUGUCUGUCUGUCUGUCUGUAAAGGUGGACAUUAUCAAUAGAUAACAUCACCGUCUGUCUGUCUGUCUGUCUAUAAAGGUGGACAUGAUCAAUAGAUAACAUCACCGUCUGUCUGUCUGUCUGUCUGUCUGUCUGUCAGCGUUGGGCUCAAUUCAGACUUGAGUUACGAAUACUUAAAAUUCUAAUUAAAUUCUUGAAUUUGAAUUGAAGUAGUAAACAGGAUGCAGAAUUGAAAUUAGAAUGAAAGGAAAUAGAAUUGAAUUCAGUGAAAUUCAAAUGCCUCUUGUAUUGUAUAUUAGGUGUAGUCUAUAACUAUAUAUAUAUUUAUCACGUAAAACAUGUCAUUAUAUACAUGCCUAAUUAAAUAAAGGUUAAAUUAAAUAAAUACGUAUACAUGCAUAUAAAAUAUUGUUGAAACAGUAGAUUUUUAGGACAAACUCUCUUCCAAUUAAUGAUCUAGGACAACAAAUCCUGUAUGCAAAUAUUCUGUUUUCAUUAAUCACUUAUUAAUCACAUAUAUAUAUAUAUAUAUACAAUUACUGUAUACAUAAAACAUUAGUUUCACCCCUUUUUUCCCACAGAACAGCCUCCAUUUGUCGGGCAGGGACUCUACAAGAUAUCAAAUGUGUUCAUCAGGGAUGCUGGCCCAUGUUGUCACAGGGAUGCUGGCCCAUGUUGUCACAGGGAUGCUGGCCCAUGUUGUCAUUUAGCAGACGCUCUUAUCCAGAGCGACUUACAAAUUGUCCCACACCAUGGAUCAUUGAGCUCCUUCAACAUGUAAUCUGUCUUUCUACUCUUUUCUAACUUGUCAGAGCCUUUCUUCACGGCAGCUUGGGGAUUGUUGUGCUCAUUGACUUGGACUAUAAAGUGUUUAGGGGCCAGUUCAGAUCAGGUUGAAUUGGACUUUAAAGGGUUUAGGGGCCAGUUCAGAUCAGGUUGCCAUCUGACUGAGAAACAGCAACAACAGCAGGGUUCAGCUCUGGAGUGGAGGGUACUGUCGGUUACUGUCUGUUAAUGUUAGUCUGUUGAUGUUACUGUCUGUUACAGGCAGUCACUGUUACCGUCUGUUGUUGUUACUGUCUGUUACAGGCAGUCACUGUUACCGUCUGUUGAUGUUACUGUCUGUUACAGGCAUUCACUGUUACCGUCUGUUGUUGUUACUGUCUGUUACAGGCAGUCACUGUUACCGUCUGUUGAUGUUACCGUCUGUUGUUGUUACUGUCUGUUACAGGCAGUCACUGUUACCGUCUGUUGAUGUUACCGUCUGUUGUUGUUACUGUCUGUUACAGGCAGUCACUGUUACCGUCUGUUGAUGUUACUGUCUGUUGAUGUUACUGUCUGUUGUUGUUACUGUCUGUUACAGGCAGUCACUGUUACCGUAUGUUGAUGUUACUGUCUGUUGUUGUCAGUGACUGUCAUUUACUCUCCAAUACUGACUGUUACAAUCCUUUAAUGUCCGUUACUGCUCACGAUGACCAGCAUCCCCAUGCUACGUAAGGAAGGGGGGAGGCCAACAUUAGAGGGAACAGUCUUUGCUGUACAUGUUGAAAUAAAACAUGGAAAUGAAUUCCAAAUCAAAUGGUG
Messenger RNA from Oncorhynchus masou masou (cherry salmon), 2529 nucleotides. RefSeq lists its product as uncharacterized. NCBI's taxonomy places the organism in Eukaryota, Metazoa, Chordata, Actinopteri, Salmoniformes, Salmonidae. The coding region runs from base 11 to 730 and encodes 239 amino acids. The record is from RefSeq and is a predicted model, not a curated record. The transcript is spliced from 2 exons.